Messenger RNA from Pteropus alecto (black flying fox), 4378 nucleotides. RefSeq names its product pleckstrin and Sec7 domain containing 2 (gene PSD2). The transcript has 14 exons. Bases 46 to 2373 code for a protein of 775 amino acids. Gene Ontology annotation, molecular function: phospholipid binding; protein binding; guanyl-nucleotide exchange factor activity. The record is from RefSeq and is a predicted model, not a curated record. Gene Ontology annotation, biological process: regulation of ARF protein signal transduction. Lineage: Eukaryota; Metazoa; Chordata; Mammalia; Chiroptera; Pteropodidae.
UGGAGUCCCAGGAGCAGACAGCACCAGGUGGAAGCAGUGCCUGUCAUGGAUGAAGAUAAGCUCCCAUCUGUACUGCCUGGGGAAGAUGGUACCACCUGGGACCCCAGCCUCGUGCCUGAGGAGGAGCCUGGGGUCCACAAUGGAAUGACAGCCAAUGAGGACUUGAAUAGUAGCCACAACAGCACAGGAUGUGAGAUGAGGGGCACACUGGUGGACACUGGGGAGCCCAUAAAGGGCCCAGAUAUGGCCCUCCACGGCCUCAGCCUUGGCCCCUCCCUCACCAAUGGCCUAGCCCUGGGGCCAGACUUGAACAUUCUGGAAGAUUCUACAGAGUCCAGGCCCUGGAGGGCUGGUGGGCUAGUAGAAGGGGAUGAUGCCUCCAGGAGCCUUUGUCCAGACACUGAGGACCCUCAGCUGGGGCUGGGUGGCCCAGGAGAGCCAGAUGUGCGGGACGGCUUCAGCGCCACGUUUGAGAAGAUUGUGGAGUCAGAGCUGCUGCGGGGCACCCAGUAUAGCAGCCUCGACUCCCUAGACGUGCUGAGCCUCACGGACGAGAGCGACAGCUGUGUCAGCUUUGAGGCCCCCCUCACACCCCUCAUCCAGCAGCGGGUUCGUGACAGCCCUGAGCCAGAGGCUGGCUUGGGCAUUGGGGACACAGGACCCGAGGGGGACACGGGAGCAGCUGGCGCUGAUGGGAAGCUGGGCAGCCCCCUGCGGCGCUCCAUCUCUAGCAGCCGCUCAGAGAACGUCUUGAGCCGCCUGUCUCUCACGGCCAUGCCCAAUGGCUUCCAUGAUGACGGACCCCGGAGCCCAGGUGGGGACGAGGAGGAGGAGGAGGAGGAGGACACGGACAAGUUGCUGAACUUGGCCAGCGACCCCAGCGUAAAGGAUGUCUUGUCUGAUUCGGACUCAGAGCUGAGCAGCUCGGAGGGGCUGGAGCCUGGCAGCGCAGACACGCUGGCCAAUGGCUGCCAGGGGGUUAGUGAAGCUGCUCGCCGCCUGGCUCGCCGCCUCUACCAUCUCGAGGGCUUCCAGCGCUGUGAUGUCGCCCGGCAGCUGGGCAAAAACAAUGAGAUCAGCAGGCUGGUGGCUGGAGAGUACCUCAGCUUCUUCGACUUCUCCGGCCUGACUCUGGACAGAGCGCUCAGAACCUUCCUGAAGGCCUUCCCGCUGAUGGGGGAGACACAGGAACGCGAGCGAGUUCUUACACACUUCUCCCACCGGUAUUGCCAGUGCAACCCUGCUGACAGCACCUCAGAAGAUGGGAUUCACACGCUCACCUGUGCCCUGAUGCUUCUCAACACGGACCUGCACGGACAUAACAUCGGCAAGAAGAUGUCCUGCCAGCAGUUCAUUGCCAAUUUGGACCAGCUGAAUGAUGGCCAAGACUUUGCCAAAGACCUGCUGAAGACCCUUUACAACUCCAUCAAGAAUGAAAAGCUAGAAUGGGCCAUUGAUGAGGACGAGCUGAGGAAAUCACUGUCUGAGCUGGUGGAUGACAAGUUUGGGACAGGCACAAAGAAGAUGACACGGAUCCUGGAUGGUGGCAACCCCUUCCUGGAUGUCCCACAGGCUCUCAGCGCCACCACCUACAAGCACGGUGUGCUGACCCGGAAGACUCACGCCGACAUGGAUGGCAAGAGGACACCCCGUGGGAGGCGUGGCUGGAAGAAAUUCUACGCAGUGCUCAAAGGGACCAUCUUAUAUCUGCAGAAGGAUGAGUACAGGCCUGACAAAGCUCUGUCUGAGGGCGACUUGAAGAAUGCCAUUCGUGUGCACCAUGCUCUGGCCACCAGGGCCUCCGACUACAGCAAGAAGUCCAACGUGCUCAAGCUGAAGACGGCCGACUGGAGGGUCUUCCUGUUCCAGGCACCGAGCAAGGAAGAAAUGCUGUCCUGGAUCCUCAGGCUCAACCUGGUGGCCGCCAUCUUCUCGGCCCCGGCCUUCCCAGCUGCUGUCAGCUCCAUGAAGAAGUUCUGUCGGCCCCUGCUGCCCUCCUGCACCACUCGCCUCUGCCAGGAGGAGCAGCUGCGUUCUCAUGAGAAUAAGUUGAGGCAGGUGACUGCAGAGCUGGCUGAGCACAGGUGUCACCCAGUCGAGAGGGGCCACAAAUCCAAGGAGGUGGAGGAGAACCGACUGAAGGAGCAUUAUCUCACGUUUGAGAAAAGCCGUUACGAGACCUAUAUCCACCUCCUGGCUGUGAAAAUCAAAGUGGGCUCAGAUGACCUGGAGCGGAUCGAGGCCAGGCUGGCCACCUUGGAAGGGGAUGACCCUUCUCUCCGCAAGACACACUCGAGCCCUGCCCUCAGCCAGGGCCAUGGAACUGUGACUGGCAGCAAAGCCACGAAGGAUACCACUGGGCCUGAUACUUAGUUGCCAUGGAUGGGCAGGCCCCAGAGGCAGGCAAAUGCCCCCAGAGGGGUCAGUGAGCACAAUUCUGGCCACGGGCCACUUGGACCGGCUCCAGGCAGAUGACGGGCAGCCAGAGGAGUGCAGAGAGCCCUGUAGGCUAAGGAGAUGAAGAUGCUAUUCAUGCGUUGAUCUUCUUGCAUCCUGGGGCUUCUCUGGGCCUCAUACUUUCUCCCCAGCCCUCAUAUCCCUCUCUACUAUGAGUCUCCUUUUCUAGGCCAUUUGUGUGCAUGCUCUAGAUACCAUCUCACUGAAGAAGUGGGAAGGGCGGUUGACUUCCCAGGCAUUCGUCUUCUCACAAGUUCCUCUCUCAUCUUCCUUGUUUUCAAGGGCAGGUCUUAACUCCAGAUCUCAGCUUGGACCCCCACCCUUUCUCCUCCUCCUUCUUCUGAGUUGACCAGCAGCAGAUUUACAGACCACCAGCACCAUCCUCUCCUUCCUCCACCCAGCAGCCUCUGGAACCAUGCCCCGUUCUCACUGCCUCACAUCACCAUAAUCCAGGACCUGGGCCUGCUCCCUCCAUGCCUAGCUGUUUCUGCUCACAUGUGCAUCCACCUCACCUUCCAUUCAUUGAGGCCACUACUGCUUUCUUUUAUAUGGACAUAAAUGUAUAUAUAUAAGAAUUACAUGUAUAUAAGGACUAUAUAUAUAUAUACCCCUUUAAAGAUGGUUUUAGAACUGAUAUCAGUUAGAGGAUGAAAUAAGAUGAAGGAAAAGCCUACUUCAGAACUCUACCUGUUAAGCGAAGAGGGCUGCUAUGUGGCCACUGGUGGCCCUGACACUUUGGGAGGGAAGGUGGAGAUAGUGCUGACCUCUUCUCACCCCAUUUUUUCCCUCUUCCGGCUGACCUGUGACUUACACUCCUCUUACAGUUGAUGUUUUGGAAUAAAUAGACAGUGCGUGUGUGUGCCACCCCAUCUGUCCCACAGGCAUCCUGGUGUAUGAAUGAGAUGGGACCAUGGCUCUGUUUAUGUUUUGGUCUUUAUGUUGGUGCUGCCAGGUCUCUGAGCUCCAGAGGUGGCCUCUUGUACAGAUCUACUGCUAUAGGAAUAAAAGACACUCUGCCUUGCAAAUAGCUACUUGUCAACAAGCCCAAAGAUGUCUGGUCGGGAAAGGUUAUGGAAGCCAUUAAUCCUUGGUCUUGGGAAAAGGUGGAAUAACAAGUCACUGAUUGUUUUUAGGCUGAUAUUUCUUUCACUUUUCUAGUAACUCAGAAAUGCUAGCUAAGGAUAUGUUUGGGAAGAAUAGAGAAAUUUGCCACAUGAUGAUCACAGACUAGCAUCCUUUAAAUCCUGUGUUCCUUAGACUGACAAGUGGUGGGGGUGAUGGCACCCACAAUGCAGCUAUGAUGAGUAAAUCUUUUCUAUUUUUUAAAUUAAUUACUCUAGUUCGGCCAACAGUUUGACCUCAGUGGUAACAUAUUUAGUUAAGUCGACCUUGCAACUAUAUACCCAACAUUUAUAAGCCCACUCACAUUUGAUGCAAGGGACAUGUGAGUCCACAAAGAGAUGUAGUGAUUUAAUCCAGAUUAUUUAAUUUGGAUUAGCUAAAGUGUAUUUUAUAACUAAACUGUCUGGCCCCUUCAUUUUGCUCAGGGGAAGUAAAUGUUCAUUUAGUUGAAAUUGCAAGAGCCAUGUGUCAACAUAAAAAUCUCUCUGUACUUUCUCCAUGCUGUCUCAAAGAUCCUUUGACUUUUGAGGUCAGCUUCCCAUCCUCUACCUCAUGAGGGCGGGUAAAUGGAAGCAGAGGACCAAGCUCUGUCUGUUGCAGACAGAUGUGCUUCCCUGGGCAGUAGUUGUGCCUCCCAUCAGUAAAAAAGAGUUUAGUUCACUUUCUUAAUUGUAUAAUUAUUUAUUGUAAAUUAUAUACAUGUACUACUGUACUAAAAUAUUAUGUACAUUAUAAAACAUACACAAAAAUAGAAAUUUAAAAAAGAUGAGAUGGAAAUAAAUCUAAAUCAAAGUUCUAA